UCUCGUCGGUAACUGUGUCGGUUGUUGCUUGAACUAAAUCACUGAAUCGUUUCUCUCAGUCACAGUUUGGCGUCUCUGCUGCCGCAGUUCAACAUGUCGUCUGUGGAAGUCCGUCCUGUGCAGCGGCCAGCCGCAGUGAACCCAAUGAAGAGGGGUAAAGCCCCAGCAGCGGGUCAGAGGAGAGCUGUUCUCGGAGAGAUGACCAACUUUCCCGGAGCAGCGGUCAACACGAAGAGGAGGGGACCAGCCAAACCAUCUUGUGCCCAAAAACCCAAACCCACUUUGGUGGUGCCUUCAGCGGUCGUGGUCAAGGUCCAAGCACCUGCAGAUCCUGUCCCACCAGUUUCAGAGGAGUCCACUGACGUGUCCAUGAAGGAGAAUGAACUGUGCCAGGCUUUCUCUGAGGCGCUGCUCACUGUGCACGACGUGGAUGAGCAGGACGCGGACCUGCCACAGCUCUGCUCAGAAUACGUCAAGGAGAUCUAUAAAUAUCUGCACGUCCUCGAGGUGCAGCAAUCUGUACGAGCCAACUACAUGCAGGGUUAUGAAAUCACUGACCGCAUGCGAGCUCUUCUGAUCGACUGGCUGGUCCAGGUUCACUCAAGGUUCCAGCUGUUGCAGGAGACUCUGUACCUCACAGUUGCCAUCCUGGAUCGUUUUCUGCAGGUUCAGCCAGUCUCUCGCCGAAAGCUGCAGCUUGUUGGUGUGACCGCCAUGCUGGUGGCUUGUAAAUAUGAGGAGAUGUACGCUCCAGAGGUCGGAGACUUUGCCUACAUCACAGACAACGCGUUUACAAAGUCUCAGAUUCUGCAAAUGGAGCAGCUGGUUCUGGAGACACUCAAGUUUCAGCUGGGACGUCCUCUUCCACUGCACUUCCUCAGGCGGGCUUCAAAAGUGGCAAAUUCUGAUGUAGAGAGACACACACUGGCCAAGUACCUGAUGGAGCUGACCCUCCUCGACUACGACAUGGUGCACUACCGGCCCUCUGAGAUUGCAGCUGCCUCACUGUGUCUCUCUCAGCUGCUGCUUGAAGGGCUGCCCUGGUCUCCUACACAGCAGCACUACUCUACUUAUGACGAGGCCCACCUCAAGCCCAUCAUGCAGCACAUCGCCAAAAACGUUGUGAAUGUGACUGAAGGGAAAACAAAGUUCCUGGCUGUCAAGAACAAGUAUUCAGGCAGCAAGCUGAUGAACAUCAGCCUCAUCCCUCAGCUGAAGUCGGCGCUCGUCAAGAAGAUGGCGUCUCCUCUGCUCAACAACCCUUGAGGCGAACUUUGCUGUUUCAUCAGUGGACAUUUCACUUGCACUUUAUUUUAGAUUGUUCACAACCUGUGGAGAAACUUUUUUAGUUUAAUAAAAUGUUUUUAUGAUUUUUAA
Molecule: messenger RNA, 1377 nt
Organism: Seriola dumerili (greater amberjack)
Lineage: Eukaryota; Metazoa; Chordata; Actinopteri; Carangiformes; Carangidae
Gene: ccnb2
Product: cyclin B2
Exons: 8
Coding region: 94-1266 (390 amino acids)
Biological process (GO): regulation of cyclin-dependent protein serine/threonine kinase activity; mitotic cell cycle phase transition
Cellular component (GO): nucleus; cytoplasm; cyclin-dependent protein kinase holoenzyme complex
Molecular function (GO): cyclin-dependent protein serine/threonine kinase regulator activity
Source: RefSeq, a predicted model, not a curated record